AUGUACAACUCACCAUCGAUAGCACCACCACCUCCAUACGCAGCGACCUCUACGUACAGAGCGUACAAUCGAAGCCAAGCGAACAAGAAAGGGAUAUCAUUGCUACCCCUUCAUUUGGUCCAUCGGAUCCUUAGUCUCACUCUAGAUCAACGGUCGACUCCUUCGAAGUUCUGGUCUGAUCCAGAGGAGGAGCGUGUAAGGAGGAUAUGGGCUUUGUUCCGCGGACUGAGAGGUGUGAAUCGUGUAUUCUGGCUGGUUGCUACUUCGAUCUUGAGGGGAUUAUACCUUGAAUCAUAUUUAUCACAUAUCAGACCUAACUACUCAUCAGAUCCAUUCCCAUAUGAAUCAUCUCAUCUCGACGAUCCAGCGCUUGGUAAUGCGGACAUCGAUACCACCAGUACUUCAGUGUAUGAAGGUAGAGGACGAGAAACUGCAAUCUUCGAUAGAUAUAUAGCUGUUAGAGUGGGACAAGAAUUGAGACAAGUCGAGAGCUCGCUUAGUGAAGAAGGAGAAGCGAUUGGUGAUAUAUUCGGCAGAUUACAGCCAACAGCACGCAUAGAAGAUCUUCUGUUAAGUCUACCUUCUACAUAUAUCGUCUCAGCUACUUCCUCGCCCAGUCCACCCCCUCAAGGCCUACCAUUGCCUCAAUCACAUAUGAGUGUCACCCUGACUCCCACUUGGGCUCAGGUAUAUCUCCAUUCCCAACCCGUCUCAUCGACGAGAAGAGGUUCAAAAGAGCUCGUAAUAGAAGUCAGGAGGAUAGGUACAUUAGAAGGCACUCUAAAAAGGAUAGAAGACGGCUUAGAUGAUAUACAACGUAGACUUGCCCCUUGGGGAGGACGGGUCCUGUGA
Messenger RNA from Kwoniella shivajii, 852 nucleotides. RefSeq lists its product as uncharacterized. Lineage: Eukaryota; Fungi; Basidiomycota; Tremellomycetes; Tremellales; Cryptococcaceae. The record is from RefSeq and is a predicted model, not a curated record. The transcript is spliced from 3 exons. Bases 1 to 852 code for a protein of 283 amino acids.